Molecule: messenger RNA, 2249 nt
Organism: Seriola dumerili (greater amberjack)
Lineage: Eukaryota; Metazoa; Chordata; Actinopteri; Carangiformes; Carangidae
Gene: nox5
Product: NADPH oxidase 5
Exons: 16
Coding region: 64-2232 (722 amino acids)
Biological process (GO): defense response; superoxide anion generation
Cellular component (GO): NADPH oxidase complex; plasma membrane
Molecular function (GO): calcium ion binding; superoxide-generating NAD(P)H oxidase activity
Source: RefSeq, a predicted model, not a curated record
UCAACAUUGAACAGCUGAGGACGGAGACACUGUCACUGCGGCAGCUGCAGCACAGACGUCACCAUGAGUCUGGAUGAGGACGCUCGCUGGCUGGAGUGGGUCACAAAACAGUUUGAGAGCAUCGCGGGAGACGACAAAGAGAUCGACCUGGACGAGUUUAAAACAGCUCUGAAGGUCAAAGAGUCUUUCUUUGCCGAGCGUUUCUUCGCUCUAUUUGACUCGGAUGGCAGCAGCUCCAUCAGUCUGGACGAGCUACUCAAAGCUCUGGACCUGCUCAUCCACGGCAGUGAGACCGACAAGCUCAAGUUCCUGUUCCAGGUCUACGACGUAGACGGCAGUGGCUCCAUCGAUCCAGACGAGCUGAGGACGGUCUUAAAGUCUUGUCUGCGUGAGAGCGCCAUCUCUCUGCCGGAAGAGAAACUGGACGACCUGACGCUGGCGCUGUUCGAGUCAGCUGACAAAGACAACAGUGGCUCCAUCACCUUUGAGGAGCUGAAGGCCGAGCUGGAGACGUUCCCUGAAGUGAUGGAGAACCUCACCAUCAGUGCUGCUAACUGGCUGAAGCCUCCUGACCUGGACCAGAAGAAGCGUCAGACUCCCCGGUACCUGACCCGGGCCUACUGGCACAACAACAGUCGUAAGCUGCUGUUCCUGUGUGUGUACGCCUGCCUCAGCCUGCUGCUGUUCAUGGGGGCCGUGCUGCACCACAGCCAGGGGGGGGCCUGGUUCAUGGUGGCCAAGGGCUGCGGACAGUGUCUCAACUUCAACUGCACCUUCGUCAUGGUGCUGAUGUUGCGGCGCUGUCUGACAUGGCUGAGGGCCACCUGGGUGGUGAGGGUCUUACCUCUGGACCAGAACAUCUUGCUGCAUCAGAUCGUGGGCUACGCCAUCCUCUGCUACACCCUGGUCCACACGACCGCCCACAUCUUCAACUUCGGUACAGACACUCAGGAGACAGAGAGCAGUGAGUUCAGCCUGUGGGAGUACCUGCUGACCACACGGCCCGGGAUCGGCUGGGUGAAGGGGACAGCCUCUGUGACUGGAGUGAUCCUGCAGGUGGUGAUCUGCCUGAUGGUGCUCUGCUCCAGCACCUUCGUACGACGCAGCGGACACUUCGAGGUGUUCUACUGGUCUCACCUGUCCUAUGUGUGGGUGUGGUCUCUGCUCAUGGUCCACUGUGCAAACUUCUGGAAGUGGUUCUUGGUCCCGGGUCUGGUCUUCCUGCUGGAGAAGAUCGUGGGAAUCGCAGUGUCUCGUAUGGGAGGUCUUUACAUCGUGGAGGUGAACCUGCUACCGUCCAAGGUGACUCACCUGGUGAUCAAGCGUCCUCAGUUCUUCCACUUCAAACCUGGAGAUUACGUCUACAUCAACAUCCCAGUGAUCGCCAAGUACGAGUGGCACCCGUUCACCAUCAGCAGCGCUCCGGAGCAGUCAGACACUCUGUGGCUGCACAUCCGCUCCAUGGGUCAGUGGACCAACCGACUGUACGAGUACUUCAGACAACCAGAGAGUCCGACCGUCAGCCCCAAGAGACUGGCCACCAGCCUGAGGAACCGCAGACAGCUGCUGAAGGCCCAGAUCUCUGCCAAGUUUGGAGAGAACCACCGGUUCUGUAACAUCAAGUGUUAUGUAGACGGACCGUAUGGGACCCCCACCAGACAGAUCUUUGCCUCUGAACAUGCCGUCCUGAUUGGGGCCGGGAUCGGGAUCACACCCUUCGCUUCCAUCCUGCAGAGCAUCAUGUACCGAUACCGGCGCAGGAAGCAGAACUGUCCCAACUGCAGCUACUCCUGGUGUGAGAACAUCAAAGACAGCGACAUGAAGCUACGCAAAGUGGACUUCAUCUGGAUCAACAGAGACCAGAAGUCAUUUGAGUGGUUCGUUAGUUUACUGACCAAACUGGAGAUGGACCAGGCCGACGAGGAGCCUGAAGGCCGCUUCCUGGAGAUGCACAUGUACAUGACGUCAGCGCUCAGUAAGAACGACAUGAAGGCCAUCGGCCUGCAGAUGGCGCUGGACCUCCUCGCCAAGAAGGAGAAGAGAGACUCCAUCACUGGACUGAGGACCAGGACCCAACCUGGAAGACCGGAGUGGGGGAAGGUGUUUCAGAAGGUGUCAGAGGAGAACAAGGGGAAGGUCCAUGUGUUUUACUGCGGCGCUCCAGCUCUUGCUAAAGUCAUCAAAGCUCAGUGUGAACACUUCGGUUUCAACUUCUACAAGGAGAACUUCUGAGGAGGUGUCCUGCUGUA